AUGUAAAAAAUCCAUAGACUAUUUAUAAAGAAAAAUUUAAAUUUGAAAUAAUAAUUAUAAUUUGGGAAUUCAACAAAUUUAAAAUAAGUUUUAAAAGAUUUAAUUCCCCAAAAAUAAGAAGAGUUAAGAGAAAUUAGAGAAAAAUAUGGUACUAAAAACAUAGGUGAAUUCAAUGUAAAAUAACUGAUAGGAGGAAUGAGAGGAAUCAAAUGUUUAAUGAGUGAUCUUUCUCGUUGCGAUCCAUAUGAUGGUAUUAUUUUCAGAGGAUAUUCGAUUCCUUAAUUAAAAAAAUUACUUCCCAAAAAUGAUCCUACAGCUGCCGAUUAAUUGAAUUAAGAACCUCUUCCUGAAGGAAUUUUUUGGUUAUUAAUGACAAGCUAAAUACCUACACAUGAAUAAGUAAAAGCAUUAGAAAGAGAAUGGUAAUAAAGAGGAAAGAUAGAAGAUUCUAUAGUUUAGUUUAUUCUUAAAUUACCUAAAGAUCUCCACUCUAUGACAAUGCUUUCAAUGGCAAUUUUAUAAUGUUAAAAAUAUUCUAAAUUUGCUCAUCUAUAUGAUAAAGGAUAAGUUUCGAAGAAAGAUUUUUGGGAUCCUUUUUAUGAAGAUGCUAUGGAGUUAAUCGCGAAAAUUCCUCGUUUAGCUGCUAUUAUUUAUAGACAUAAAUUUAAUAAUUCUAUUCUAAUUGAAAGUGAUGAUAAACUUGAUUGGGCAGGAAAUUAUGCUCAUAUGAUGGGAUUUGAUAAUAAAAUUGUCUAAGAAUGUAUUAGAGGUUAUUUAUCUAUUCAUUGUGAUCACGAAGGAGGAAAUGUUUCCGCCCAUACUACUCAUUUGAUUGGCUCUGCCCUUUCCGAUGCUUAUCUUUCUUAUGCAUCGGGUAUUAAUGGUUUGGCUGGACCUUUACAUGGAUUAGCCAAUUAAGAGGUUUUAAGAUGGAUGCUUGAUUUUGUGGCAGAAAAAGGAACUACUGUUAGUAAUAAAGAUAUUGAAGACUAUGUUGAUAAAAUUGUUAAUAGUGGGAGAGUUGUACCAGGAUAUGGGCAUGCGGUUUUAAGAUAAACUGAUCCUAGAUUUACUCAUUAAGUUGAUUUUUCGAAAUUCCAUUUAAAAGAUGAUAAAUUCGUAAAACUUUUACAUUAAUGUGCUGAAGUUAUUCCUAAUAAAUUGAAAUCUUAUAAAAAGAUUGCUAACCCUUAUCCUAAUGUAGAUUGCCAUAGUGGAGUUUUGCUAUAUUCAUUAGGACUUAAAGAAUAUAGUUAUUAUACUGUAAUUUUUGCUGUAUCAAGAGCACUUGGAUGUAUGGCUAAUUUAGUUUGGUCAAGAGCUUUUGGUUUACCUAUAGAACGUCCUAGUUCAGUAGAUAUAAAUUGGAUUAAAUAAUAAUUUAAAUAAUAAUGA
Molecule: messenger RNA, 1395 nt
Organism: Ichthyophthirius multifiliis
Lineage: Eukaryota; Ciliophora; Oligohymenophorea; Hymenostomatida
Exons: 3
Biological process (GO): tricarboxylic acid cycle; carbohydrate metabolic process
Cellular component (GO): mitochondrial matrix
Source: RefSeq, a predicted model, not a curated record